GCGAGAUCCCGCUGGGAACGUACGCGGUCUUUUCUUAGCCGAUACGCACAGAGUUGUAGUCGGAAACAUUUUGCGAUUCGAAUUUUAAAGAGUGUGCAAUAAAUAUAUGUAUUUUUAUUUUCACACGAAGAAAUUUUUAAAAAGGAAGUUGUUCCAUUUAUAGAAUAUUUUUGUCUUUUUUAUUUCGUAAUUAUGAUUGUUUUAAUACUGAGUGGCUUGUUGAUAGCGGGUGGAGGUGGGGCACAGUUGGAAGAAACAGAGAAUUGCGACGCAGCAGAUUUGAACGUGUGUGUAGAACUGAUCCCUCGAACUCCUGUCGGCCUACCCAGGAAUAAACACGAGUUAGACGCACACUGCCAGGCGUAUCAAACAGGCAUGGUAUGCAUGGACGCGUGGAUUAAACGUUGCUUGCCUACUGAUGGGCAAAAGUUACUACAGCAACAGAUUGGUGGAGCUCGAGCGCUUAUGAGGUUCUUGUGCACAAACGAUACGGCCUUACGGAGAGAAUUCUUGAAAGAGCCUACGUGUUGGGGCAGGGUGUCUCCCGACUGGAGCCGCUGCGUCGAUGAAUUGCAGAUCGCAGUCCGAGAAAAUACGGAACGAGCUCAACAGCUCACGUAUUUCAACAGGAACGCUGAGUUGUGUUGUUCACGUGAUGACUUCAUUCAGUGCGUGACGCAUGCGGGCCGCUCGUGCUCAAUAUCGGCGAGCACGUUACUCCGGCGCAUGGCUUGGGUUCUGGCGCACGACAUAGCGGCCUGCAACCAACAACCACGGGCAUACUGCGCAGCACCACCUCUCCCCUACACUGCUCCCCUUCUCACCGCCAUCUACGGACUAAUAUUCUAUCCCCCACGCUUGUAAAGUCACCAUUACUUUAGUUCAUAAGAUUUUGUACUCAUAUAAUUAAGUUA
Spodoptera exigua (beet armyworm) is the source of this 914-nucleotide messenger RNA. Lineage: Eukaryota; Metazoa; Arthropoda; Insecta; Lepidoptera; Noctuidae. The record is from the annotation of a GenBank genome assembly.